AAGUCCGUCCGGUGAAGAGGCAGAGAGACUGUGGGCUUUCACCGAGAGCGAAAGGGGGGGAAGCGUGGCACCCACGGCACCUUCAUUGCUCCGGACCCUCUCAUCCAAAAGACGGCUGAAGGUAUGCGGCGACAUACGGCUGUGGGACUUUGAAGAUCUGGACAACGGGCUGGGAAUUACCGAAAAGAAAUCGAGAGCAGCUACUGCGCGGAGCUGACGGUAUUCAGUGUGAACAGCUCAGCGCACAGGUUUUCCCUUGUGAUGCCUGGCAGAGUGAGGACAGUAAUACUGACUCGGCCAUUGUCUCAUCACUGGUUCCGGACACAGCGAGGCUCCCCGAGUGCCUUGCCUGUCCAUUGUGACUAGAAAAGAGACGAAAGAUCCAGCUUGUCUGCAUAAAGACCUAUUCAGCAUCAUUCUUCUUUGCCAGCCACCUUUGUUAUACCAGGAACAAGAGUGAAGUCUCAGCGCUAUCCUUAGCCCCUAGCCUUUCCCUCCGUCCUCUGUCCCUUUGCUUCUAACACCCUUAUCCCCAACCCACUUCCCUGAACCCCUUUCCCACUCCCCAGGCCCAGUUUCAGCCCCAUUCGGAGUCCCAGAUGACUGCUCAGAAACAUCCGUUACCCUCCCACUCCACACGAGCCUUCUUUCCUCUCCCUCCAGCCCCCGUGGCGCUUGGCACCGAUGCCCAUCACAUAGACAGAUGGAGCCAACCCUGACCCCUCUCUUCGCCCGUGGGGACGCCAAGAGAAUCAACGCCUGACUAGAGGAGAAGAGGUCAAAACGUAAUACGCACUGCAUUCCAGUCCGAGCUUCCCUGGAUGUCAACGCAUGCUUUUAUCUGCUGUAAGCUACCACGUUCUGCACUGCACCCUUGCCAAGCACUGAAACAUCCGCUUCGUUUUGGGGUUAUUGCACUUUCAUUCUCCCACCUGAGUCCCUGCACUUUUCUUUCUUCUUUUGUAUUUUUAAAAUAUGCAAAAUUUUGCCAACUUCACUUUCUUUGGAUGCUUUUGCUCUCUUCUAUCAAACUCUGCUGACCGGCACUCUGAUUAGCAUACGAUAUCCCGACAUCCAACUUUAAAAAGAACCCCUCAUCAACAGUAAAAUGAGGCACUAAUGGCCGGUGAAAUGAAUUCAGCUGGCCGACAUAACAGAGGCGGGAAUACCGGAGUCCCAAAGCUUCCCAGGUGACUGCUACCAACUGACACUUUAGUCGAUGUGUGGAUUCUUUGAUUCAGAAACUAAUGCAUUAAGGAUGACUGGGAUCUGCCUCUGUAUCCGGUGUUAACUACAAGAAAAACUACAAGAAACUCCAUGAAUUUUCAGGAAUGAUACAUCCAAACUAACUUUGUGGAACUUUUGAGUACAAACCAUUGUGGAUAAAAUACAAUACACUGAUCUCAGUAAUUUGUUUUGAACAUUUUUGGGGAAUUACAUUUACCUUCUUUUUAGAUUUACUAAUUUUGAGCAAAUUCCCCCAUAAAGCUUCUGGAAUCUCUUGCUUGUCCUGAUCGACCUGCAGUAACCUUUGGUAGAUUAAAGAAGGACCAACGUAACCCUGUGGAUUCUUUUUCCCUCAUUGUGGUGGUGGCAUCCUCCUUCAGCAGGCUGGGAGUACCACUAUAAUGCCGGAGCUGGACAACCUUCCCCCCGCGAGGGAAGCCAGGAGUCCUGAACUGGGCCUUAAUGGUCCAGCAGACCCAGCACAGAUUCAGCACAGCAUCCUAGAGGAACAAGUGGAGCUGUGGUGGUUCAGAGAUCCUGGAAAGUCUGUCCUCUGCUACUGCGUCGCUGUGAUUCUCAUCCUGGGUUGCGGACUCGGGGGCGUCGGCCUUCUUUCGACUACCACCAGCGUCUCGAGUGAGUGGCGGCUCGGCACGGGCACAGCUUUGUGCCUGCUAGCCUUGGGAGUCCUGCUCAAACAACUUCUCAGCUCAGCCGUGCAGGACAUGAAUUGCGUUCGGAGCCGACAGCGGAUCGACAUGCUAAAGAGCGGCGGUUUAUCCGACCUUCUAGUGGUUUUAAUUACCGGGCUGUCACUGUUGAUUUGUGGAGGGGUUCUACUGCGUCUGGCCCUUGCCAACCAUAUGCCAAAGCCUGGCCAAGCCCUUAAUGACAUGUACAUUUCUGGAGUGGUUUUGCUGGCUGGAGGUGGAGCUGCAGUUGUGGGUGUUGGGAUAUACUCUGUAGUGGUGAUCCUUCUUGAGAGGACGAGGCACGGACGGCGGUUUGUAGACCGGGUUUUGCACAUCUUCACUGUUUCAGGACAUAUGGACCGUCAUGCUCGAAGAGAGACUACCUCCAGUUUGGCUAACCUUAUAUGAGAUGCAACCCCAAUAAAGCUUUUUUUCGCCCACUGGCUCAACUAAAUUAGAACUGGCUUUAUGCCCAGACACAGAUUCAUACCAUACAUGCUUCCGCAGACUGUGUACGAGAUAAAAUAGUUGAGUGUGUAGUAUAUUCUUAGCGAACACGUUAGUUAUUGGCAGUCAGAUCUCUGUGAGUAAGGAUGCAAAAAUGGAAAAUGGCAGAAGAACUGAACACUGCUGUACAAGGUGAUGGUCAGCUUUUUAUCGAUAGUGGGUAAAUGUUACUCCAUUCUCACAGGACAAAUGCUAAACAGCAUGGAGAAGACACACAAAACAACAACAAAAAAAUAUUUAAGCCAAUUCUGUUAAAUUACAAGCACAAUUUUUAUCCCACAGGAGAAGCAAGCUGCAACUGAGAACAGCUAACCUACGGCGGGAGUAAAGUCCAUGAAUGAACUUUGAGCUAUUCCCUGUCUAUAAAUUCCAAGAACUGUAAGCCUACAACCAAACAAACCCAUCUUGUUCUCUAAAAGAUGAAGUAAUGUUUUUUUGAGGUCUCAUUUGGAGGGCGGCACAUUCAAAUUUAUGCAUGUGAUUUGCAUCUGUGAUCUGCUUUGUAAAAUUGACUAGGGACCACACAUCUGACCACUUCCUGCUCACUGAGGCUCUCGUAGUUGCGGAUGAGAGUGUCAUCUGAAUGGAUGAAAUGGAAAUUGAAUAAGAUGGAAUCUGCAAGAAAUGGGACAGUAUGAACAUGAACAAGUCCUAUUUAUAAUUUUUGAUUUAUAUCCCAUCCUCAUGAUCUUCGUGUAUAUGUGAAAAUAUUGCCUCUGCAAUUUCUGGAAUGAUGAAUACGAGGGAUUCUUUGGGAGUUUUAUUGCCUCGGUUUAAUAAUAAUUUAACAAAAUUCAUGCUGCGGAGAUAUAGUGUUUGUGGCAGCCUGUCAAAACAAAGACAAUGUGAUUGUUGGAGACUUGUAUCACAGCACUUUAGAAUGUAUGAAUAACUUGUGUUUUUUGUGCAUCAACACUGUACUGUCUUAAUUGUGACUCUUGCGGCGCUUUGUUAUCUUAAACCAGUGUUAAUCGAGAUUUUUGAUAUCGUCACGGCAUCGCAUUCCACUGUGUACUGUAAAACACUCACUUAAAAUAACGUGGAAGUCAUAAAGAACAACCCCCAA
Molecule: messenger RNA, 3492 nt
Organism: Oreochromis aureus
Lineage: Eukaryota; Metazoa; Chordata; Actinopteri; Cichliformes; Cichlidae
Product: transmembrane protein 125
Exons: 4
Coding region: 1629-2327 (232 amino acids)
Source: RefSeq, a predicted model, not a curated record